Anopheles coluzzii is the source of this 14971-nucleotide messenger RNA. RefSeq lists its product as uncharacterized. The record is from RefSeq and is a predicted model, not a curated record. Gene Ontology annotation, cellular component: PR-DUB complex. NCBI's taxonomy places the organism in Eukaryota, Metazoa, Arthropoda, Insecta, Diptera, Culicidae. Gene Ontology annotation, molecular function: DNA binding; chromatin binding. The transcript has 8 exons. Gene Ontology annotation, biological process: positive regulation of transcription by RNA polymerase II; animal organ morphogenesis. Bases 2488 to 13149 code for a protein of 3553 amino acids.
AAAGGGAAGCGGGAGCGCGUCGGUAGCGCUUGCACAUUAUGGUGGCUUUGGCGAGCGCACACACAGGGAGGGAGCAAAGUUUUUUUUUUGUAGGGCGAUUUUUCUGACGACGAAUGUUAGAAUGCUCGGUGGAGGGAUGGAAUAAUUUGUGAAAGAUUUACGAUUUUUUAGCGUCUUCCCGAAAUUAAACGCCCCUUGAAGAUGGUGUGAAAAGAUUGCCCAAAGAAGGAAAAAAUUGCUUCAAUGUAGAAGAGAGUAAAGAAAAGGAAGAAAUCGGUCGAAAGGGGCAUCCAGCGCUUUGUGUGUGUGUGUGUGUGUAGGGGGGGAUGGAGGAAGCGGGUGCAAAACGGAUCGAUGCGCGUGCCAGCAGCAGAGGGUAGAGAAAAGGGUCUAGGGAGGAGGCAGGGUGCGUAGGAUCCUGGAGGAGGGCAAUCGUCAAAUUAGCAAAUAGCCCGCCCCGUCCUCUAAUUAUGGUCGUAAAGCAAUAAAACGUCGUAAAUCUGUUCGCUCGAAGUUAAGGACAUUCCAUGUUGCUUUUGGAAAAUCAAUUGGCGGCUAGUAAUGUUUUUAGAGGCACUGCUAGUAAUGGGAAAGAAAAGAAAAAGAAACACGCACGCAAGACAGCAGAAGAAUGAGAACGAGAGAGAGAGCGAGAAAGGAAUCGUGGAGAACGAGCGGGAGCGUGCGCGCGCGCGAAAGAGAGCAGAAUAGUGUGUGUGCGUGUGUUUUUUUCUGAGAGGCAGCCGUUGUUUUAUGUGAAGGCAGCCGUGGUGAGAAAAAAAAGUAAGGGCAGUUGUAUUGUAGUGUGCGUGUAGGUACGCGUGUUUUGUUAGCGGAAAAUGUGGCAGUUGAGAUAGAACAUUCGUCUCUCUCUCUCUGUUCCCUGCAUGGGGAUAGGAUACGCGGUGUUGCUGUGUGUGUAUGCGUUCGAUUUGGAACAAUAGGUUUUCCUGCUUGUGCUCUCGCUCGCUCGCUCUCUCUCUAUGCUGAAGGCGUUUUUGGGAGUUAUGUGUGUUGGCUUUAGUGUUUAUUUUUAUUAUUAUUUUUUAGUACUACACCUUUAAAAAGAGGUAGUUUUUGUAUUGUAAAAAUACAAAAUUUCAUUUUAAAAUGUUAUUGUGGGAAAUGCUUCAAAUGUUUGUGGCAUUGUAAAACAAAAAGGGAUUAUUAGAGAGAGGGAUAGAGUGAAAGUAAGAGCGAGCUAGCGUUAUUUAGCGUUUUGUGUAGUGGUGUGCUACGAUGACGACGUGUUCACGCUCGUCGCGCAACGUUAUGCCAUCAUCACAGACAGUCGCUAAGGUUGUGUGUGUGUGCGUGUGUGUGUGAGGGAACGCGUCGCCCGUUAGCCAGUGCGUCAGUGUGUGCAAUUUGUUUCCCACCGUUUCGAAGUGUGUGCGCGUGUUUUCAUUCUCGUGCGCGCUCUCUCCGGAUGGUGGAAAGAAGAAAUAAUUGAAAAGUUUCAUUCGUUUGUUGUUGUUCUCUUGUUCUUGCUGGUGUCAUGCACAGGUCUCGUAUAGUGUGAACGCAGGGGGAGGAAAGCGGAGAGCAGCGGAAGCAAGCGAAGUGGUGGAAUAAAUUGUUUGAAACAAAAGAAAAGAAAGCGUCGUGUACAAGCGCGAGCAAAAGCAGCAGCAACUAAUGCGAGAAAAGAAUAGAAGAAAGUGAAUGAAUUGAGCAUGUGUGUGUGUGUAAGUGGCAGUGGAUGAAAAGUGGCAGAAUUCUUCUCUGCUCAAUAAGGAAAUUGAACUAAAAUUUGUGAAAAGCGCUCCAAGUUGUGGGAAGUGAGAAAGAGGUUCCCUUGCGGUCGCUGCGGUAGUGAAGAUUGGUUCAAGAUUUGCCGGAAACGAAUUCACCCAAAACCAGUGUUUAGCAAUGUGUGUCCUCUCUGUGUGCACCGUCAUGAAACGGUAGAGCGAGAGUGAGUGUGUGUGUGAGAGAAAACAAAAGGAAGAGGAGCGUGGGGUCCCCCCAAACACAAGCGCUUUCAAUUGUUCAGUAGCGGCGGCAAUAGAAAAAGAAAAAAAAACAGUGGGAGCGCACUCGCGCCUGUGUGUGUGUGUCGAUGGCGGCGAUUCCGCGGCUCAUUUCUGCGUUCUAGUUUGGGGGUUUUCUUCCCCCCACCCGCCCGCGCCACCCACUGGUGAAAAACAAAGUCACGGGAAAGCCCAACCCAAAGGCAGCACCGCCGUGUAGCACAUACCCGUUUGGAGCAGACGCCCACCUGGAAGGGAGCGGAGCGGAGUGAUCGUUUGCCUGUGUGUGUGUGCUGUGCUGUGCUGUGUGGCCUGGAGCAGGAGGACACCUUCCCCUCCACCCGCCUGCUGCACAAUUUUCUUUCUUUUCUGUCGGUCCCGUCUCCAACGCGAAACAGCACUGGGCAAAUGUUCUGCGGUCGCCGUCGACGGUGUCUCACUACUACCACCAACACCAUCAUCACCACUACCACCACCACCAAGAUUGCUACUUCGCUGAAAAGUGCAUCCCACAAUGGAAUGCGAUGUGUCGCCCGUUCCAUCGGUACAGGCGAACCGUACGGCGAAGCAGCAGCCCCAACACAUUGCCACGGCGACGGUGCUAGUAACGGCUGGACCGGUAGCAGCAAAAAGCAGCGCCACUAACAAUGGCAGCAGUAGUAACAGCAGCAGCAGCAGCAGUAGUACCGCAUCGUCAGCUACUCUCAUCACCACCAGCACCACCACUACCAGUACGGGUACAGCGGCGGGGAGCAGUGACACAGUCGCCUCCACCGUCGAUGAAGCGAUGGCAGAAGAGCCCUCCGCCAUGGAACCGACGACGACGAUGGCGACGGCGCCGGCGACGACGGUGGAAGACGACGAUGACGCGACACCUUCCUCAUCGAUGGCGGCGGGUGUCGGGGCGCCGGAAGGUGGCGACUCGAGCGUCAAGCAAAGUAUCAGCAGCAAUAACAGUAACAAUAAUAGCAGCAACAAAAGCCUCAACAUUGCCGGCAGUGAGACGGCGGGCGGCGGGCCGCUACUCCUUCCCCCGGAUCCGGUGGCGGUGAUCGAAAUCAGCGACCAGAGUAUGGCGGACGACAUCAGCUACCCGGAGCUGGUGUCGUGCGUCGACACGGAAACGGCCUGCGUGGUGCUGUCGGACGAGUACGACUCGUCGCUUCCGCUGCGCGAAGACGAUCCGCUGAACGUGUCCGUCGGUUCGAUCGACAUGAUGUUACCCUCUUCGCCGCAGUGCAGCACGCCGGUGUUUGCUGGGGCGGAGUUGAGUUCCCCCCGGCAGGGGAGGAUAGGGACGCCGGUAGGCAAUGCGAGUGUCAGUACCAGCACUACAGGCACCGCCAGUACCACCAGCACCCCGAAGCACAAUCAUCAUCUGCGGCGGAAUCUUCCGAGGCUGGCGACUAGCCGGCAGCAGCAGCAGCAGGCGAACGCCGUCAAGCAGCUGCCCCAAUCCGGCCCGGGCAGUCGGGGCGGUGUGGCGACGGAAAAGCGACAGCUACGGCAGGCGGCAGCGCAGGACGCGGGCCGCAACAGUGGCGGUGCGGCAUCGACGAUGCGCGAGGUGCUCGCCUCGAUACCGGGGUUCAGCAUCAAGCCGCGAAGGCGCACGAACAAAAAGCUGUCGACCGCUGCCCAGCUCGAGCAGACGCGCGAGGGCUGCGUGGAUCUGGAGACGCCCGACUCGAUACUGGUGCACACGAACCUGCGCGCCCUGCUAAACCGGGACACGUUUCAGCUCCUUCCGCCGCUGUACCAGUACAAGCUGGUGCAGCUGCUACCGCCGGUCGACCGGCCACCGCUGCCGGAGGCGACGCAGUGCGAGCAGAACGGCAUCCGGCUGAACCCGUCCGGGCUGAACAACGAGUUCUUUGCGCGCGCCUGCCACGAGUGGCGCGACCGGCUGGCGGAGGGCGAGUUUACGCCCGAGGCACAGCUGAAGAUGCGCUCGGAGGCGGAGCGCGAGAAGAGCAAGCUCGAUCCGUGGAAGCUGAAACACUUCGAGCCGAUGUGGGGCGACCGCAAGUACGCCGGGUCGUUCUUUGGGGCGGCAGGCACGGUGGCUAAUCCAACGCCACCGACUCCACCACCACCACCGGAGCCGGCGAUAGCCGUCACAACAGCGAUGGCUGUCUCCGUCGCACCGGUCGUCCUGUCGCCCGCGCUACAAUCACCACCGGCAGUGCAGGUGGUUGCACCCGCGACACAAUCCAUUCCGGCGACGGCACAUACUCCGUUGAUCGGUGCGAAUAGUAGUAGUAGCAGCACCCUACCACCGUCCGUUUCUAUCCUCCCGGUGUCGAAGGGAGUGGUCAGUGGGCAUGCUACGAUCGUGAACGUCGCGGCAAGGCAAACGGUCCAACCACCAACGGUAGCGAUUGCACCGCAACUAACGCCCCGGGUGCAUCCCGUCACGGCCAAGAUCGAUCCGAGCGCGCGAUCGCUGUCCAAGAUGCAGCCGAUCACAUUCUCCACGGCAGCGAGCGUUGUUAGGCCGACGAACGCGGCCAGCGGUACGUGCAGCAGCAUUAGCAGUAACACAAUCAUCACAUCCUCCACCGGCACCAUCAUUCUACCCUCGCGGACGACAAUAACAGUCACUUCCGGCAGCGCGUCUAAAGGCAGCGGCAGUGGCGGCAGCAUUCCAAGAGGUGGAAGCACCGGCGGUGGAGGUUCAUCCGCCGGAGCGAGCGGGCUCUCGGUGGUUCCGAUUAAUGUCCUUACGUGCAGUAGCAGUAGUAGCGGCAGCAGUAGUAGUAGUAGUAGCAGUAACACUGUAAAUACAGCCCGACCCGCACUAAAGACAACGAUAAAGUUGCGUCCCACGACGGCCAUCGCCACGAGCACAACGGCGGCGGCGGCCGCGGCACCAACAGCUGGCAAGGAAAGCAAACACAACCAUCCACCGUACUCCGUCGUCGGUUCAGCGCCGAAUGCUGCGUCGGUCAUGGUCGGAGGGGCAGGCGGCACUAAGCGCCUGCUGCCCACGGCUAUGAGCGUUAGUAGUAGCAGCGGCAGUACCACAAUCAGUAGUAGCACCAAUGCCGUGAAUCUGGCCGGUGCGUCAACCGCCAUGAAGCCGCAAAGCAACAGUCCCGCCGGCUCAUCCUUGCCGAUGUCUCCGAAGCGGCUGCGAACGGUCGGUGCCGUGACACGGUCGGCUUUGGCCGGAACGGGCACACAGCAGCUGCCGCCAGCGCAGCACAAUCCACUCCCAACAACCACCACGGGUAUGGCGGCUGCCGGGUCGACCAUUACGCUCGGUUCUCGGCCGGUCGUCGUGAAGGUGGUUGAACCGUACCGUCCGUCUGCGAUGGUGCGUGCGGUGCCGGUUGAACCGGUGAUCACUAGCGGAGGAGCAAGCUCCAACCUAAAGCGAACCCACAGCAGCAGCAGUAGCAGCAAUCGCGCGUUGACGCCCGAGCUAAGCAGCAGUAAGAUGACGAAGCGGAAAACGGACGAUGAGGGUGGUGGUUUGCAGCAGCAGAUCAACAGUAGCACCGGAAGCUUUACCGCCGGCAGCUUGUUGCAGCACGGCAAUCCGCGUCGAAUGGUGGCUGUCGUGACGGCGAGUAGCGCCAUGGCGGACGGUAGCAACAUCAGCAGUAGCAGCAGUAGCAGUAGCAACAGCAGCAGCAAUGCUGCAAUGUAUAUAAGCAGUAAUAAUAGUAGUAUGAAUCGCCUUAUCACCGCCACCAGCAGCACAACUAUGCCGGCCACUUCCACUGACGGCGUAAGGAGUAGCAGCAGCAGCAGCAGCGGCAGCGGCAAGAGAAGCAACAGCAGUAGCACUGUCGGUGGCAAUAGCAAUAGCAAUAGUAGUAGGAUAAAUGUUAGCUGUAGUAGCACCAUUAACUCGGAGGGAUUAGUAAUGAUCAAUCCGACCUCCAUUGCCACCACAACCACGGCCGGGCCCGGGAUCUUGCUACAGGCCGGUGCGAAGGCUCGAAGACAAGUAGAAUGUGAUACGCGAACGGUGGCCUCGAUGGCGACCGCACCGAUCGAUCAACGGCGAAUGGUGCUGAUUGAGGGCGGCGCGAGCGAGAAGCGCCGCCGAGGGCUACAAAGCGAACCGCCGGUGGCGACCGUCAUCGGCUCGGCUAAGCGAAGAGCACCGCGGCAAGGGAACCGUGCGAACAGAGGCCGACACAGCGAGGGUUUGCUAGCUGCCCGGGGGACAACGGCUCCACCGACCACAACGAUCACGAUAGUGGACGAUGAGGAGGCGGAUGGCGGCAGCGUUGGUUCCCCUUCGCUGCUGGUCGGUCGCUCAGAGCCGGAAGGAGAGGAAAGCCACGAGGUGGACGAGAGUGACGAGAAUCGCGAGGUGCUACGAAGACGCAUCGUAGGACCGAUGGUAAAUGGCGACUUCGGUGAGGGAGCUCGAAUAGGACGCGCUGGCGCUGCUUCCUCACCGCCGCUCGUUCCCUCUUCGGACAUCAUUCUCGAGGAAGCGAUCGACUGUGGAGAUGUUGGCGAUGGUGGCGGAAUGCCGGGCAGUACCCGGUAUAUUGGUGGGGGACGGUUGAAAAGAUCGGAUCAUGGCGGCGAAGAGCUAGUGGAGACGAACACCACCUCACCGAUCUUGCAGGAAACCAUCGAGCAGGCGAAUCGCGAGCGGUUGAUGGAUAUGAAUCAUCUCGCCUCGCUUAACGCUAGCGGUGGCGGCGGCACGACACAGAUGAUUUACGAUCAAAACACGGGCCAGGUGUACAGUGUGAUGUGCUUACCGCAGCCGACAAAUUCUGCCCUCGGAGGUAGUGCACUAAAUCUUCGCUCCCUGCCCUCCUCGUUGACUGUAACGGCUUUACCGCAGCAGCAACAACAGCAGCAGCAGCCACACCAUCCAUCUCAGCAACCGCAACUGUCCAUUUCGAACGAUAGCAGUAAUAGUAGCAGCGUCUCGACCACCGCCAUGAUGGCAGCGAGUGACAAUCAUCUGGAUGGCGGCGGAGGUGCAGGAGGGCCGGGAACGACGGCCACCUCCGUUACGGGCAUCAGUACGUUCGAGAACGUACUGCGCCACCACGUGGGGCAGGGUGGAAAUGUCGACUCUGACCUGCUGAUCGUUAAUCCGAGCAAUAUGAUGUCCAAUGUCGAGUUGAAAGUGUCAGAAGAGCUGGAUGACGUUGGUGCAGUGAUGGCGGCAAGGGGAGACAUCGGACGGACUGAAGGGGACGACGAGGAGGAAGACGAGGAAGAAGAGGACGAUGAAGGUGAUGGGGAGCUGGUUCACACCACCACCACAACCACGAACACUGCCGACGAAGAGGAGGAAGAGGACGAGGAGGAUGAGGAAGAGGAUGUGGACGAAGUGGAGGAAGUAGAGGCUGAGGUGGAGGAGCAGGACGAGGAGGAGGACCCGGAUGCGAUGAUGCUCCGGCAAGGGUUGCAGCAAAUGCACGGAGGCUUGGAGGAGAGUUACGAGGAUGAGGAAAACAACGCUCCCACCGGGUGUUUCAAUGGUGAACUGAUUAGGACCAGCACCAGCACCGCCACUUCCGGCAAUAAGUUAAGUAGUUACGGUCAACCGAAUCUUCAACAUCUGCACCUGCAGCAACAGCAGCAGCAACAGCACCAUCCCAAUAAUCAUCUUCAUGCGUCGCACCAUCGGCAGGCAGCGAUGGCUGCUGGUGUCAUGAACAUGAACAUGAAUCUGACGGGCUUUCAUCACGAUCACGAGCUGCUGCAUCAGCAGCAACAGCAGCAGUUGCAGCAGUUGCGAAAUGCGACGGCCGGCACCAUCACCAGCUCACCUUCAGCUUCGUCGGACCAGGGGCUGAUGAUGAUGGUGACGACGAGUGCUGGCGAUGAAGCUGGCGACGGUGGUCCAUCCUCAAACAGCGGCGAUGUAAUGGUGAUGGCGAACAACUACUGUGAUAAUCUGUCUGCCGCCGAUGAAGCUGACGGCGAGGAUGAGGAGGAAGAAGAGGAGGAACAGUACGGGCAGCAGCGGGAUGGCCAUGAUCGUAUGUUGCUGGCUGUGGGCGAUGACGCUGGAUUGGAGGAGCAAGCAAUCGAUACGAUCGUGGAUCAGUACGGCAAUCAAUUGCAUCCGUCGGGCAUGAACCAUCUGAAUCACCAUGACGACGGCGUUAUGCACCAUCACCUUCAGCAAGGGUCGGAAGGGGAGGACGAGGAGGAGGAGGAUGUAGAGGAAGCCAGCUUCGUUCUCGAUCAGAUGCAGCAGCUGCAGCAACAGUUUCAGAACCAACAUCCGCAGCAACAGCACCAUCACCACCAGGGACUACUGCAGAACCACCAGCAGUUGGUGACGUCUUCCGAUGGAACGCAGGUGCAUCUGUAUCCCGGUGCGGGAGGCAUGCUGCUGGACGGUGAUGGACUGGAUGGCGGCGCUAGCUGUGAAGGUGUGGAAGAAGAUCAGCCACAUCACUACCAGCAGCAGCAACUGCUGUUGAAGGAGGAGAAGAUGGAAGAUGAUCAGCAGUUGCAGCAACAGCAGCAUCUGCAUCACCAGCAAGUAUCAUCCGAUGGGCAGCACCACAUUCAGCAUCAGCAGCAGUAUACGAACAGUCAACAUAAUCAGCUGAUGGACAAGUAUAUCGACGAGAUGGACGGUGGUGCGAAUGACGCUGCCGGUUCUGCUGGUGCAUACGUUCUCGAUCCGAGCAGUGGCGAAGUGAUCAGAACAGAAAUUGUGGAACACAAUCACGAUCAAGCAGCGAUCACGUUGGAACAAAUGCGAAAUGAACAACAGGAUGGCUUAUUCGAGGGUGGCGAAACGUCAUCCAUGUUAGUUGAAGACGACGAAAACCAGUGUGUCCACGAGCUCGGUCCGAUCGUCGAAGUCGGGGAGGAUGCUGCUCAGCAACGAGUGGACGAAUCUGAUGACGAUGGCAAAGCAGUGAGUAGCGAUGAACGAGAACGGCAAACAAUGGAUCUGGCGAACGAGAGCUUAGACGAGAACGACGAUGAAGGCGAGGGCGGCGACCACGAGGGUGUCUCCAAACAACGAACCAACGUUUAUCAGCACGAUAUGGGUGCGUUGGUGGCAACGGUAUCUGGCGCUUUGAAUGUAACGACACCGGCGCCGAUCGUUAGCUCAUUUUCACCCUCGAUCACCAACAUGCCCGUGCUGGCGGCGAAACGGACCACCAUUCUGGUGGUGGAAGACUGUAUCGCAACGAAUGGGCUGCAUGCGUCGUACGAGCCGGCACGAUUCUCCCGGAGACGCUCACUGAACGGUGUAGAGAGUGUGCUGUCGUCCUCGUUAGGGAAACGGUGUGGCAACGAACUGUUUCUCGGUGGAAGCUCCUACAUACCGGCAGUAAAGGAUCAGCACGCUGGCAAUGAACAGAAGGCUGGUGGUGGCAGUCACACUGAUCGUGUCGAGGAAGUGCUUACAGUAGCACCCUCAUCCGCCGCCGGUGGUGAUUGGCCGCAGUUCAAAAUGAAGAUGAUGGAUUCAACGAAAAUGAUGGUGGUAGAUCAUCACCAACUCGUCGAUGGCAAUAACAGUAUUAUCAUUUCGCCGAUGGGUACGCCCGGAACGACCACGAUGGUGUCCUCGCCCGGUGCAGCAGCAUUACAGCAGCAGCAACAGCAGCUCCAUACCACCCAGGCCAUUCAUCAGCAUCAGCAGCAGCAGCAGCAGCAGCUAGCAGCAUCACAGCAACACAUCAUAUCGCAACAAUCCCCUACACCGAUCUCGAUGGCAACGACAGCAACGAUCGUGCAACAGCUUGCCAGCCAUAAUGCUCUUCAGCACGCACAGCAGCAGCAACAUCAACAACGUCAGCAGCAACAGUUGCACUCUCCCGUCACCAGUACCAACCCGACCGGUAUCAGUUUUUUAGCUCAUCAUGCCCCGCAGCAGCCCGCCGUACAAACCAUGACACCGGUGUCGACAGCGGCCGUGCUAAGCUCACCGCAACAUCCAGCAGCAGCGACAACACCGCAAGGGUUGAGCAUAUUUCAGCUAAAUCCUCAGCAACAGCAGCAGCAACACCACAGCCCGCAGUCGGUGCUAGGAUGCGGCAACAGUACGAUCCAGCUCACGUCAGAGGCGAGUCCGGUCAUAAGACUUUAUUUAUUUUUAAGUGUAAACUUUCCUUGUAGUGAACGUGUUGUAAAUUUUGUACUAAUGAAUGUAUCGCAUUGUCUCCAAUUACAGAUUAAGGACGGUAUACGCAACAGUAUGAUAAAGGCAGAACCGGGCGUAAGCUAUACCACGAUCCGGCAAGGCAAUCAGCUUCUGACGCGCAUCAAGCUGGAAAACGACGAUGGACAGCUUCAGCAACAGCAGCUCCAACAGCAGCAGUCUCCACAGCCGACGUUUCAAACGCAGCAGCAGCAGCAGCUGCCCAAAGUGAACGUGGUAACAUCGUCGCCGCUCAUUUCCCUUGGUCCCGGCGGUCAAGACAAUCUGGCACGCGUGAUAGAAAGUGUUGCCGGCAACUACUCCACUACCGUCGCUGUGGGUGGUCAGCAGCAGCAACAGCAGCUCGUGCAGCACCAGCAACAGCAGCCACAGCAAUUGAUUCAGCAUGUUCAAACCGCCUCCGGACACCAGAUACGGUACGAGAUGGAUCCGACGGUCAUCCAGCAGCAGCAAGCCACGACACCGCCCCAACAGCAGCACCUGAUAGCACAGCAGCAGCAGCAGCAGCCAAAGUUCAUCAUAACUUCGCGGCCACUGGGCACGACAGCCGCUGGUGCGAAGCUGCCCUUAACCGUGCAAGCGGCCAACGUGAUACCGCACAUGCAGAAUCCUCAGUUCAUCCAAACCCAGGACCAGCAGCUGCAGCUGGCGACCAGUCAGCCCACCGUGCCGACGCUACAGAAACCGAUCCAGCUGCAGAAAAUCAUCAUGGCCACGCCGGCGAUUGGCCAGCAGCAACAAGCGCAACCGAGGCCUCGAUUGCCCCUGCAGCGUACACAGUUUGGUGUGCAAGCAAUUCAACCGCAACAGCAGCAGCAGCAGCAACCACAGCCGCCCUCACAGCAGUUCCAACAGCAGCAGCAACAAGCAGCACCGAAAGCACCGCAACAAAUCGCACCAACACAGUCGCAGCAGCGCUUUCAGCAAAAGUACGUCACCAACCAACUGAUCCGUGGCCAGAACGCGUUUCUCAUGAACAAUGUGCAUCACCUGCAACAACAGCAGCAGCAGCAACAGGUGGCAGCAGCAGCAGCAGCCACUGUCGGCGCGAAUGUGAUCGUUGGUGCAACGGGCAACAGCAGUCGAAGCAAGCGGGCGACUGAAGCCGGCUCCGUCAGUGGAGCUGCUGCUGCCGGCAAUGGCACUGCCACGGGCAAUGGGAGCGCAAGCAGUGGUAGCAGCGGUAGCUCUGGCGGAUCAUCGUCUGGCGGCAGCAAGCGUGGUGGACGGUCGAGCAGCUCCCGGUUGCCGCCCGGUGCGGUAAAUCUCGAACGAAGCUACCAGAUCUGCCAGGCGGUGAUACAAAACAGCCCGAACAGGCACCAGCUGAAGGCACAGCUCAAGUCACCGCAGGCGUUCCUGGCCGCGUCGAACUCCAACUCGAACAGCAGCAUCAGCAGCAUCGGUAGUACGGGCAGCAGCAGCAGCAGCAGUAGCAGCAGCAGCAGCAGUGGCGUGUCUGCGAGCAGUAUUAUCGGCAACAAUACCAAAGAGGAUGCUAACAGCGGCAGCAACAGCAGCGGUGGCGGCAGUAACAGUGCCUUUGGUGGUGUGCUGGGCUUUGGAGGAAACAAGGUAAAGGUCUCGCGUCUGGUCAACUCAAAGCGUACCGUAUCGGCAGCAGCCCGGCAGCCGUCGCCCAUCGUAGUGCGUCAGGCGUAUGCGGGUGGAGCCGCCGGUGCUGCCACACCACCGUCAGUGGUGAAUGCUUCUGCCGCAGCCGGCCCCGCAAAUCAGUCAAAUCCAAUCAGUAUUAUCGCAACCCCACAAUCGCAGCAGCAGCAACAGCAACAGCAACUCCAUACGAUCGGCGAGCCGCUUCAGCAGCACGGUCAACAGAUCAUAAGCGUGAGCGCUGCACCGACGAUCGUGCACGCAACUGCUGCUGCGAGCAACAAUAAUGGGACGGUCGGUGGUAACGACAAUGUUGGUGUAACUGCAGCAGCUGGCGCGACCCCUACCGUUGCAGCAGCAGCUGCGGGAACCUUUGGUGGCAAGUAUGUGCUAGUACAGCGUGCGGCACACAUCGGGGACAUCGUAACGCCGCGGGCGGCUAGCGCACCACCGACACACAAUCAGAUACAAAUUCACCAUGUUCCUGUAUCACCGCAUGCACAUCAACAGCAGCAGCAACAGCAGCAAUUGCACCAGCAAAUGUCCGCUGUGCAGCAGCAACAGCUAUCGCAGCAGGUGGUGCAACAUCAACUGCAGCAACAACAGCAACAUCAGUUCCAGCAGCAGCAGGGGCAAUUGCAACAGAUAGCGGCCGGCGCGAAUGCCGUGACACCCGCCAGCCUACAGGCGGCGAUCACCCGCCGAAUACCGUCCACCCACGUGAUCACCUACGGUCAGGAUGACAGCGGCGGCACCGAAGCCGAAGACGGAACGGGCACGAAUAAUGCGAUCGUCUACAUGGAUAGCCCGAACGCAUUGAUCGGUGGAUUGCAACAUCAGCAGCAGCAGCAGCAGCAGCAGCAGCAGGAACAAGCGUUUCUGGACGGUUGCGGCAAUGGUCCCGGAGGGGCAAAUAGCAUUGUCGUCAUGAACGGUGGAGAUACAAUGGAGCCACCGGCUGGUGUAAAUGAAAUGAUGGAUGCUUCCCACUCAUCAGCCAGCGAUGGGGCUUCGGCAGGUAUGCUAGUGUCUCCGUCGGACAUUUCGCCUCACUUCAACAAUCAAAUGAUCGUCGCCGGCCAUAUGGAGCUGCUGGACAGUGGAUACAUCAACAACGAUGCAGGUAAUCAUGUCGAAGCAAUCGAACCGCAGCAGCAGCAGCAGCAGCAACAGGAGCCGAUUUCCAGCACGGAACACGAUAUCGACACACUGAACUGCUGUUCCUCGCCGGCAGCGCUCGUGGAUGGUGGCGGUGGCAACGCAGCUGACAAUGGCGGCGGUGAAGAUCGGGACGGUAUGGGGGAACGGAACGACGGGGCCGGGGAGGACUGUUCCUGUUCUCUCAAUGCGAUGGUGAUCUGUCAGCAGUGUGGUGCCUUCUGCCACGAUGACUGCGUCAGUGCAACGAAGCUAUGUGUAUCGUGUGUAGUACGCUAGGGAACCAUUUCCUCUUCUUUCUUUUUUGCACCAUUUUGUCUUCGUGGCAUGGCUGGAUUGGAUACCGUCUUCCGAGGCAGGAAAGACAUAUUAUUAUGGUUCUAUUUUUUCGUUCUCCGUUUGGACCUUUUUGUUUGCACUAUAACGUGCGUUUCUAAUUUGAAUCUGUGUAUAGGCAGAGUUUUGUUUUUGGUACAGACAAUUGAAAUUUGGUUCAAGUUUUCUUACCAUAAGUUUAUUUAAUUUUACUGCUUCCGUACAAACGGGGUCGUGACGGCACCAAAACAAAUUUUGAGUGGUCGAAACAGCUCGUACUUUUUUUUUUUUUUUUACAAAUUAUACAAUGAAUUGAAUGAAAUUUGUCGUUUUCCAACAUUUGAUUUGGAAUGAACUAUGAAUCUUUUUUUUUUGUACACGGUUAAUAGAUCGUACCAGGGUGUGAAGAGUGCAGAGAAAUUGCCGAUGGUUCGGAAAUUGGACUAGAAAACAUUUAUGGAAUACACAUAUUUAGGCUAACGUCGUGUCCGUCAGAUGAUAAUUAACAUUCCCAGUCACGAAAGCAAGCAAAGAUUUCGCUGCAAUGCGCGCGGUUCUUGUACAUUUCUUCUCACUAGAGGGUUUAGCUUUCGGCGCGAGUACGUACGUGUGCAGUACGCGUACGGGCGCAACGGAUGCAUGUAUGAAUUUCAAAGAUUAUACGAAGCUAAUUCAAAGAGGGACUUGCGUUGUGUUUAAUUCUUUCGUAAUGUAUUUAUUGUUCUACCUUGUAUUGUGUACAUUUAGUUAUGGUCGUUUGUUCGCGUAGGGAAAAACGCAUUUUAUCGUAAUGUGUAGCGUAACUUUUCUACAGAAAACUGGCACUUUUUGACUGGCUGAUAAUGUGAUCUAACAGGGAAACGCGCCCCGCACGUGAAGGGGUGGGGUAAGGGGAAGAUGAUACACUAUGAUCGUUGAUAAAUCUCUCAGUUACUGUUUUUUGCAAAGUUAAUGCCACCUCCACCACCAAACUUGUUCCCCUUCUCCCACAACCAACCAACCUACCACCACUCCCAUCCAUCACCCCUCACACUUGUAUGAUAGUAGGAAAAUUGUGUUUCCAUGUACAUUUAUAUCUCGAUUGAGCAACACACACAAACAAACAAACAAACAACACCCUCACAUCAUGAAUCUUUCGAGUUGGUGAGAAAAGGGUCGAGGUACGUUUGCGGGCGAUAAAGCGUUUGUUUAGCAUAAAAUUAAGGCUACGAUUAUUGUGGUGCGAAGAUCCACAGAAAGACAAGCAACAUGAAGAAGCAAAGGCCGGGGAAAAAUAAAGAAAAGGUAACAAAAAAAAAAGAACAGCUGUGUUACACAGUAGUUGACAAAAAGAGAAGUCGUGUAUGAAAAAAAAACAAAAAACAAACGAAGAAUUGAGCUCGCACUGUGCACAAAGAACUAGAAAUGGCAUUAAAGACACAAAGCGAAAGGAAGGAAGGAAGGAAGUGCUUGAUGCAAAUGGGUUAAGUAAACAAGUAAUGUAAUUUAUUAUCACUAAACACUAAACGGUUCAACGCAACAAAACAGAAGCAAACAAACACAAGCAAAACACGGAACAGCAAACCAACCGACACAAUAUAAAAGGGUGUUUGCGUAGGAAGAAAACACUCCUGUUAGUAACUGGUACAGAAAAGAAGAGGAUGAAUUGUGACUCAGUGAACCUCUAACACAAGCAAAAAGAAAGUGAAAAAAUAGAGCAAAAAAAACACAGAGAAAACGAGUGUGAUGCUACAUUUGUGGUAGCAAUAAAGAACGAGAUUGACAAAGAAAUUAUGUAAAAAAGAAA